CGCUUCAGCGUUACUGUCAGAUAGCUUUCUCUUUAGCAAGUCACAAAAAUGGCGAACGUGGUGCUGGAGUUUAAGGCUUCUGCCGGUGACUCCGAGCCACAGACUCGUCCGGUUCUUAUUAUCGGACAGCAGGCGACCCUGCAGCAAGUCAACUGGAGCCAAAUCAAAGGAAAACUCCAGCCAGUCGUUAGCAAAGAGAUCUGGCAGGCAGCUCUUAGUGCUUUGAACCCAAACCCCACAGACAGCUGCCCUCUGUACCUCAACCAUGCUGCGGUGGCCGCACUUCCUUCCCGGGUCAGCAGGCACAACAGCCCCUCUUCUGCCCACUUUGUGUCCCGCCUGGUGCGUUCCUGUCUGCCUGGAGGGAAUAACCGCUGCAUCAUGAUGGUUUGUGAGCGUUCAGACGUGUUUGCGUCCUCCUGUGCCAUCGCCAGGGCGUUCCCCAUUUUCUCUCGCCGCUCCACCACCUCACGCAGGGCUGAGAAGAAGCAUGUCACUGUGGAGUUUGUAAUUGUUGGGCAGGACAGCAGUCCUCUGAAUGUCUCAGAACUUGAGUGUCUCAGCAAUGCAGCUGAUGGAGUGCGCCUGGCAGCUCGCAUUGUGGACACACCAUGCAAUGAGAUGAACACAGACCACUUCUUAGAUGAAAUCAAAGCUGUGGGAACUGAACUUGGAAUUACUCCAGUGAUCAUUCGUGGAGAGGAACUGAAACAAAGAGGCUUUGGAGGUAUUUAUGGAGUUGGCAAGGCGGCAGAACAUCUUCCUGCAUUAGCCAUCUUGAGCCACACACCAGAUGGUGCAACCCAAACCAUUGCAUGGGUGGGCAAGGGCAUCGUGUAUGACACUGGAGGACUCAGCAUCAAGGGAAAGACCACAAUGCCAGGGAUGAAGAGGGACUGUGGUGGAGCUGCUGCCAUUUUGGGAGCUUUCAGAGCUACUGUUAAACAGGGCUUUAAGGAUAACCUCCAUGCAGUGUUUUGCCUCGCAGAGAAUGCAGUUGGGCCCACAGCCACACGACCUGAUGAUAUCCACACACUCUACUCUGGAAAGACAGUGGAGAUCAAUAACACUGAUGCAGAGGGCAGGCUGGUGCUGGCUGAUGGAGUGGUGUAUGCCAGCAAAGACCUGUCGGCUGAUAUUAUUCUGGACAUGGCGACUCUGACAGGGGCACAGGGGAUCUCCACAGGGAAAUACCAUGCAGCUGUGAUGACUAAUAGCGAGCAAUGGGAGAUUGCUUGUGUGCGAGCUGGCCGCAGCAGCGGUGAUCUUGCUCAUCCUCUGGUCUACUGCCCUGAGCUGCACUUCAGUGAGUUCACCUCUGCCAUGGCUGAUAUGAAGAACUCUGUGGCAGACCGGGAGAAUGCCCAGAGCUCCUGCGCCGGCCUCUUCAUUGGCUCCCACUUGGGCUUUGAUUGGCCUGGUGUCUGGGUCCAUGUUGAUAUCGCCUCUCCUGUCCAUGCUGGGGAGCGUGCCACAGGAUUUGGUGUUGCGUUGCUAAUGGCCCUGUUCGGUCAGGCUUCAGAUGACUCCAUGCUGAACGAAGUGUCUCCUCUGGGUUCAGCCACCAACAUGUCUGAGGACCAGAUGGAGCGUGACUGCAAGAGACGAAGGCUGGUGUAGAACAUACACGGUGGUUUACUCCCCAGCCCUGACCACUCCGCUGCCUCCACACCACCCAAACUGUUGAAGCAAAUCCAGCUCAUCCAGUUCGAGUAAAAACAUUUUAAACAGUGAUUGAACUUUCUGUGUUUGGUUAAAUUUGACUUCACUGAAUAAAAAAAGAGAAGCAGCAAAUUGGAUGUGUUAUACAUGAUUAUGAUAAAACACAGCCCCUCAUUUAUCCUAAUGAUUUGUCACUUGCUGCACUGAUCACCUCCUAUAGCUUCAGCAAUUUUCAGAUGCUUUUGAUGGAGAUGAUAAAUUUGUUUGUCUGGUUUUACCUCCAUAAGACAUAAAUGUUUUUUCAAAUAUCCCACUUCAUCAGUGGGCAUUGUUGUGCUUUGAUACUUACUGUAAAACAAGAAUUUUGUCAUAUGUGUUGUCUUUGACAUUGUGAAAAAAAACUGGAUCAGGAUCAGCGAAGCCAGGCUUUUCUUUUUGCUAAACACUUUGAAUUCACCCAGUGUGUAGUUGGAUCGUGUGAUCUCUGGACCAAACUGAGGACUGAGAGCUUACUGCAGUUAUUAAGUUUCACAAUGGUGUCAGAUGAGUAAUUACAGGAGAUGUCACAUAUGCUUUGUCAGCACAAAAUACACAAACAGGAUGUUAACUGUAAGUGCAAGUAUUAGACUGAUUGCAGCGCAAGUGAAAUGUUUUUCCACCCUUGUGACAAUCAUGUUGUCCUUCAAUAAAGGCAGUGCCAUCUGA
Molecule: messenger RNA, 2367 nt
Organism: Chelmon rostratus (copperband butterflyfish)
Lineage: Eukaryota; Metazoa; Chordata; Actinopteri; Chaetodontiformes; Chaetodontidae
Gene: npepl1
Product: aminopeptidase like 1
Exons: 12
Coding region: 49-1620 (523 amino acids)
Biological process (GO): proteolysis
Cellular component (GO): cytoplasm
Molecular function (GO): metalloaminopeptidase activity; manganese ion binding
Source: RefSeq, a predicted model, not a curated record